AUGCUAUUCAUGUAUCGAGUUUACGUAUGUUAAAUUAUUUUUAAUGUAUUUUGUUAUCUAAAUAUUUUUAUUAUAUCUUUUUGAAACGCGCUCGCGUAUAAAAUGGAAGCGCAGGCUGCAAGAUUUUGCGGGCCGAAUAAUUUCGAAAAUAAUUUAUUUUAUAUUUUUUUUAGUUUUGUAGGAAAUAAUUUUGGGUAGAAGAUUGAAUAAAUAAGAAUAAGUAGUCUCUGAGUUGAUCAGUUAUUUAUUUAUUUUAAAAUUACCUUGUAAUGAAAUAUCAAGGUUAAAUAUUUAUAAUAUCUAAAUCAAUGUUUAUUUCAGUUCGACAUGAAUUUCGAGUAUCUAAAGGGCCGAGCAUCAAGACUCCAAUUUGACGGAGAAAAAAGAGAUAAGGAACGGCCCGGAAGGAAGGACGCGUUUCUUAUUUCUAGGUGGGAACCGAAGAGAAGUUGGAAGGUGGACGAGGAGGCAACUCCACCGACUUCAAGUCAACCAGUGGCUGUUGGGAGGAAGGUCCAGAUCCACAAGACGUCGAAAGCACCUGAAGUUAGUGUUCUGGAUACAAGCUCAGUUGAUUCUGGUUUUACCUUUGGGUCUGUUUUGAGUCAGCCCAAAUUUCCCACUUCUUUUUCGGUUAACCCUAACACCUAUUUGUCGUCAAGAAGUUCGGCGUUGAAUGUAAAAGGGCAGGCUUUCAAUGAGCCGAAGUUGAGCGAUUUUCAAAUCAAAGUUGGGACGAGAACGUUUUAUGUAAGUUUUAUUAGUAAAUUUGAUUUUAUUUAUUCUGAAUUCGAUAUUAUUUGAGGUAUUGAAGGCAUAAAUGAUGUAUUUUAAAGUGUUUUAAUGUUAUUAUGUAAAUUUGCUUUUUAAAGUUAAAAACAAUGUUAUUUUAAAUAUUACUUUAUCUUUUAACUUUAUUUUAUACUUAAAAUCUUAAACUUUCUUUCCAAUCUAUUAAAUAUCAAAAUCUUUCUUUAUUUAGGUAUCAAAAAUGGUGUUGGCCGCAAACUCCAAAGUAUUUCAUCGUAUGUUUAUGACGGAUUGUAACGAAGUGGAUGCCGGCUUUAUGGUUAUGCAGGAUUGUGAGCCGGCGGCUGUCGAAGCCAUGUUGUUUUACAUGUUUGAGAAGAAGUCGGUUGAUGAAGAUCUGGCUCGAGACGUAAUGCUGCUGGCCGACAAGUAUCAGAUGAGUGAAUUGAAAGAUCAAUGUGAGAUCAAACUGGGGAGCACAUUGAAGUUGGACAAUCUUGAGGACAGAAUUUCUUUGGCUUACAAUUUGAGGGCGAGUAACUUGUUGAAGAAGUGCUUCAAGUUUGGGGCAGAUCAAUUUGACUCGUUUUGA
Molecule: messenger RNA, 1342 nt
Organism: Bursaphelenchus okinawaensis
Lineage: Eukaryota; Metazoa; Nematoda; Chromadorea; Rhabditida; Aphelenchoididae
Source: the annotation of a GenBank genome assembly